GAUGGGCUUGAAAACCCAACCCAAGCCCAUAUAAGACCCGAAUCGAGGACACUUAUUUAAGAGACCUCUGAUUUUACGAAGCACCGGGAAAAAGAAAAAUCUCGAGAGACGAAAAACCAAUGGCGCCUUCUUCCUCAAGCGGCCUCACCUUCAAGCUCCACCCCUUAGUGAUGCUUAACAUCUCCGAUCACUUCACUAGGGUCAAGACUCAGCUCAACCCUCCAUCCUCCUCCUGCGCCCCCGGUAAUAUCCCCGCCGCUGUCGGCGCGACGUUUCCGCAGAACUUUAGGGUUUACGGCUGCGUGAUCGGUGCACAGAGAGGCCGAACGGUUGAGAUCUUCAAUAGCUUCGAGCUCGUGUUCGAUCCCACCACCGAUUCACUCGAUGGAGCCUUCCUCGAGAAGAAGCAAGAGCUCUAUCAGAAGGUGUUCCCUGGAUUCUACGUAUUGGGAUGGUACUCUACGGGAAGCGAGGCUAAUGAAUCUGAUAUGCAUAUCCACAAAGCUCUGAUGGACAUUAAUGAAUCUCCGGUUUAUGUUCUUCUGAAUCCGGCUAUCAAUCACGCACAAAAGGAUCUCCCUGUGACUAUCUAUGAAAGUGAGUUCCAUGUCAUUGAUGGGAUUCCGCAGUCUAUUUUCGUGGAUGCAAGCUACACUAUUGAGACCGUGGAAGCUGAAAGAAUAUCGGUGGAUCAUGUUGCACAUCUUAAGCCAUCCGAUGGAGGCUCAGCAGCGACCCAGUUGGCUGCUCAUCUUACUGGCAUACACAGUGCAAUCAAGAUGCUCAAUAGCAGAAUCAGAGUGCUCUUUCAGUAUCUUGUAGCUAUGCAGAAAGGUGAUAUUCCCUGCGACGACUCACUUCUGAGGCAAGCAGCUAGUCUGCUCAGAAGUUUGCCUGCUGCACACUCAGAAAAGUUUAAUGAUAAUUUCCUGAUGGAGUACAACGACAAAUUGCUGAUGUCUUACCUAGCAAUAAUCACAAACUGUACCAGAGGGGACUGCUUCCUAUUACAAAAAAGAACUCAUAUCUAUUGCUUAACUUCUAUACUCCUUUCUUCACCUUCUUUUAAACCAUUCCUCCAUUGCUUUCUCAUAUUUACCUCCAUUCUUCCUUCUCAAAGAAGUAAUUCUGUUUCUGACCUGCUUGUCCAACUUUAUCAUAAGACUAGAAGUUGGCAGAGCUUUAUCCUCCACACGCCUAGUGUUCCUCUCCAUCCAAAUCGCAUGAAGAACAGAUUGGAAACAAUACCUCCAUAAGAACGUCACUACCCUUUCAUGUAAACCAUUGAUCAGUAUCUGCAUAACCUGCAACCAUUGACACACUCCACUGCCUGUUAAACCUCUAGUUAACCCCAACCAGACUUCCUUUGAAUAUUCACACUCGAAAAAAAGAUGAUCUCUAGUCUCCAAAUGUGUUUUACAUAACCAGCAAACAGACACUGCUUGAGGAUUCCACUUAAGUAUCCUAUCACCAGUAGCCAGCCUGUUAUGAAUGACAAUCCAUGCCAUAAAGGAGAAUUUUGGUGUGGCUUCAGGAAACCAAAUACCUUUAGACCAGGGAACCUUCUGCUUCUUCUCUCGUAACAAGUUCCAAGUUUGGGAAGUAGAAAACUCCGAUGCGUAGUCACCACUCUCUCUUUUCCACAAACAAACAUCAUCCAGCUGAUUAAGACUUCUCUCCUGCAGAGCCAUAAUCUCUUGUUCUAUCUGCUGUAAAAUAGGAACUCUACGCCUUCUUCUCCUAUAAGUUUGAAU
Messenger RNA from Brassica napus (rape), 1754 nucleotides. Its product is annotated as COP9 signalosome complex subunit 6b. Gene Ontology annotation, molecular function: protein binding; metallopeptidase activity. The record is from RefSeq and is a predicted model, not a curated record. NCBI's taxonomy places the organism in Eukaryota, Viridiplantae, Streptophyta, Magnoliopsida, Brassicales, Brassicaceae. The transcript is spliced from 9 exons. Gene Ontology annotation, cellular component: COP9 signalosome. Bases 120 to 1256 code for a protein of 378 amino acids. Gene Ontology annotation, biological process: protein deneddylation.